UCGGAACGCUUCACUGAAUUGAAUCAAGAUGCCAGUGGUUCUCUCUGUUAGAAAAAGGGAUUGACGUGGUUCUUCCGUCAUUCAGCCGGUCAGUCGCCUGAAAUUCGUUUGGAAAUUGCUGCGGGAGUUCUGAGACCUCCAAGUAAGUAAACUCAUGUUAAACUCCCUGGAAAAACGAGCAUUUGUUUGUUUAGUGGCGUUCUCCGCUGCGACGAAGGGUUAAAACCAGACGCUACUCCAAUCCACGGCUGCAAGCCGUCAGUCACCAACCCCACCUACGAAGUCCACCACGCCCACGAUGUGCACCUUGGAGCAGCGGGGCCGCGUCUUCGUGCUCACCCUCACCGGCGACGGCGAGCACCGCCUGGGCCACGCCCUCAUUUCCUCGAUCCGCUCCGCGCUCGCCUCCGCCGCCGCCGCGGCGGCGGCCCAGGCGGGGCCCGGGGCCUGCCUCGUCACCGUCGGCGAGGGCCGCUUCUUCUCCAACGGCCUCGACAUCGGCUGGGCGGGGACCUCCCGCGCGCGGCUCGGGGAGCUCGUCGCCGCGCUCCGCCCCGUGGCCGCCGACCUCCUCGCGCUGCCCAUGCCCACCGUCGCCGCCCUCACGGGCCACGCCUCCGCCGCCGGGUUCCUCCUCGCGCUCUGCCACGACUACCGCCUCAUGCGCGCCGACCGCGGCGUGCUCUACAUGAGCGAGGUCGACAUCGGCCUCCCGCUCCCGCCCUACUUCAUGGCCGUGCUCCGCGCCAAGAUCACCGCCGCGCAAGCGCUCCGCGACGUCGUGCUCCGGGGCAGGAAGCUCAGGGCCCCCGACGCCAAGGAGAUGGGCAUCGUCGACGCCGUCUGCCCCGGCGCCCCCGAGACGGCGGCCGAGGCCCUCAAGCUCGCCGAGCAGCUCGCCGCCAGGAAGUGGGACGGCGCCGUGUACGCGUCCAUAAGGAUCUCCAUGUACCCUGACGCCUGCAGAUCCGUUGGAAUUGUCGAGGAGAGCGACGAGGAGAAGGCCAGGACCUUCGCUUCUUCCAAACUCUGACGAGACGAGAGGGUUUCUAUGGAGUCGGGGGUAUCUUUUCGCAUUUUGCAUAUGUACAUUGAUCAGCCAUUGCUCUGUACGAAGCACCCAACAUAUAUUUAUGCAGACCUUGUACUGUUCUUGCCUUGGAUGUGGGAAAUAAAUAUUCUGCCUGUGUGUGUCUUGUUGCAAUGAGA
This is a messenger RNA of Brachypodium distachyon (stiff brome), 1209 nucleotides long. Its product is annotated as enoyl-CoA delta isomerase 2, peroxisomal. The record is from RefSeq and is a predicted model, not a curated record. NCBI's taxonomy places the organism in Eukaryota, Viridiplantae, Streptophyta, Magnoliopsida, Poales, Poaceae. The transcript is spliced from 2 exons. Gene Ontology annotation, molecular function: delta(3)-delta(2)-enoyl-CoA isomerase activity; enoyl-CoA hydratase activity. Bases 299 to 1033 code for a protein of 244 amino acids. Gene Ontology annotation, cellular component: peroxisome. Gene Ontology annotation, biological process: fatty acid beta-oxidation.